CGCUGCGGACGCGCCGAGGUUGCCGGAAGUUGGGGAGUGUAGGCACACAGGAGCAGCCGUCAUGGGGGACCCCAGACUCCCCACGCUGCAGUUCGCUCCCUUCAGCAGUGCCCUGGACGUAGGCUUCUGGCAUGAGCUGACACAGAAGAAACUGAGCGAGUACCGGCUGGAUGAGGCUCCCAAGGACGUCAAGGGAUACUACUACAAUGGUGACUCUGCUGGACUGCCGGCUCGCUUGACGUUGGAGUUCAGCGCUUUUGACAUGAGUGCCCCCACACCUGUGCAUUGCUGCCCUGCUGUUGGAACGCUGCACAACACCAACACACUCGAGGCUUUCAAGACUGCAGACAAGAAACUACUUCUGGAACAGGCAGCAGACGAGAUCUGGGAGUCCAUCAAGUCAGGUGCUGCUCUUGAAAACCCUGUGCUUCUCAACAAGUUCUUGCUCCUGACAUUUGCAGAUCUAAAGAAGUAUCACUUCUACUAUUGGUUUUGCUAUCCUGCCCUUUGCCUUCCAGAGAGCAUACCUCUCAUUCAGGAGCCAGUGGCUUUAGAUCAAAGGUUUUCACCAAAACAGAUCCAUGCCCUCGAGCAAGCAUAUGAUGGUCUCUGCCAAACAGAAGGAGUCUCGGCUCUGCCGUACUUCUUAAUCAAGUAUGAGGAUGAUGUGGUGCUGGUUUCUCUGCUUAAACACUACAGUGACUUCUUCCAAGGUCAAAGGACAAAGAUAACAGUCGGUGUCUAUGACCCCUGUAACCUAGCCCAGUACCCUGGAUGGCCUUUGAGGAAUUUUUUGGUCCUAGCAGCCCACAGAUGGAGCAGCAGCUUCCAGUCCAUUGAAGUCAUUUGCUUCCGUGAUCGCACCAUGCAGGGGGUGAGAGACAUUGCGCACAGCAUCAUCUUUGAAGUGAGGCUUCCAGAAGUGACCUUCAGCCCAGAUUGCCCUAAAGCUGUUGGAUGGGAAAAAAACCAGAAGGGAGGCAUGGGUCCAAGGAUGGUAAACCUCAGCGAAUGUAUGGAUCCGAAGAGGCUAGCUGAGUCGUCGGUGGAUCUGAACCUCAAACUCAUGUGUUGGAGGCUGGUCCCAACACUGGACCUGGACAAGGUUGUGUCAGCCAAGUGCCUGCUGCUGGGAGCCGGCACCCUGGGCUGUAACGUGGCCCGGACGCUGAUGGGCUGGGGUGUCAGGCAUAUCACAUUUAUGGACAAUGCCAAGAUCUCCUACUCAAACCCUGUGAGGCAGCCACUCUACGAGUUCGAAGACUGUCUGGGGGGUGGCAAGCCCAAGGCCUUGGCAGCAGCCGACCGACUGCAGAGAAUCUUCCCCGGAGUGAAUGCCAGAGGGUUCAACACAAGUAUCCCCAUGCCUGGACAUCCUGUGAACUUCUCCAGCAUCACCCUGGAGCAAGCCCGCAGGGACGUGGGGCAGCUGGAGCAGCUAAUUGAGAGCCACGACGUUAUCUUCCUGCUGAUGGACACCAGGGAGAGCCGCUGGCUGCCCACUGUCAUUGCUGCCAGCAAGAGAAAGCUGGUCAUCAAUGCUGCCCUGGGGUUUGAUACAUUUGUUGUCAUGAGACAUGGCUUGAAGAAACCAAAGCAGCAGGGAGCUGGGGACGUGUAUCCAAGCCACCCUGUGGCAUCUGCUGACCUGGGCUCAUCGCUUUUUGCUAACAUCCCUGGUUAUAAACUUGGCUGCUAUUUUUGCAAUGAUGUUGUGGCUCCUGGAGAUUCAACCCGGGACCGGACCUUGGACCAGCAGUGCACCGUGAGCCGUCCAGGCCUGGCCAUGAUCGCAGGAGCCCUGGCAGUGGAGCUGAUGGUUUCAGUCCUGCAGCACCCAGAAGGGGGCUACGCCGUGGCCAGCAGCAGUGAGGACCGCAUGAAUGAGCCUCCCACCUCGCUGGGGCUUGUGCCCCACCAGAUCCGGGGAUUUCUGUCACGGUUUGAUAAUGUCCUUCCUGUCAGCCUGGCGUUUGACAAAUGUACAGCUUGUUCUUCCAAAGUACUUGAUCAAUAUGAACAAGAAGGAUUUAAUUUCCUGGCAAAGGUGUUUAACUCUUCACAUUCCUUCUUAGAAGACUUGACUGGCCUUACGUUGCUGCAUCAGGAGACGCAGGCUGCUGAGAUCUGGGACAUGAGCGACGAGGAGACCAUCUGAGAGCACCGCCGAGGAGGACAGCAGCCAGGAUGGGUGAUUCCAGGCCUGCAUGUCCCCUCCCCAAGCCCAAGGACCGGGACCCUCAUCCUCAUCCUGCAUCCUCCUGAGGCGUCACCCUCCCCGUCCUGAGCUCAAUAAUAACCUUAGCUUUGGCACCACAGCCCUCUGGGCACAGGCCCUUCACGUGCAGUUGUUUUUCUGUUAUCACAGGGGUCAAGCUCCCAGGGGUAGCCACACUGAAGGCAGCACCCCUGUGCGCUCCCUCACCUGUAGGUGGGCCCUGGUGGGGAAGUGCAGUGGCCAGGCUGCCUGUGGGCUGGGGGUGGGGUAUCUUGUCUCCAGUGGGGAGGACACGGUACUCAGGGCUGCCUGCCCAGCACCAGACGUGCCUGUUCCUUCCACAUAUCCCUCCUGGUGGCUUCCUCACAUUUUGAAGUCACAGUCAAGUCUGGAGCUGCCUCUCACAGCAGAAACACAGUGGAUACCGAAAUCACCUCCCCCUGCUCACGUGGGACAACUCAGGGUUGCUGUGCCUCCACCCCUGGACGUUGAGAGCCACACACACAGCCGGCCUGGGGUUUAAGAGCACUUUAUUAUUGUUCUUAAGGCUACUUUUAAGUACAAAAAAAAAGAUGGCCUGCCAAACCUUUUUUUUUCUUCUUCUUCUUCCAGGAAAAACAGGCCACAGAGAAUGGUAUAUUACAGAUUUACACAUUUCAGAGGCGUCAGAACACGCCGCGGAUAGCCCAGGUCUGGGGACGGCCUAUCCCAGAUAGGCUGGCGCGGGGACCCGGCCACCAGCACCACUGUCCCCAAGCAGCGCCCACUCACUGGCCGAGGAAGGGUCCUCAGCAGUGGCUCUGGCCCGCGCUCAGUAGCCUGUAGCAGUAACAAACAUGUGGCUAUGAAUGCGGAUGGUGGUCUCAGAGUACCUGUGUUCCUGCACGUUUACGGACACAUCCACGACCAAAAAAAAAGAUCAACUUUUUUUUCCAAACAACAA
This is a messenger RNA of Octodon degus (degu), 3161 nucleotides long. It is a transcript of the gene Atg7, whose product is annotated as autophagy related 7. Gene Ontology annotation, cellular component: cytoplasm; phagophore assembly site. Gene Ontology annotation, molecular function: Atg12 activating enzyme activity; Atg8 activating enzyme activity. Bases 62 to 2158 code for a protein of 698 amino acids. Gene Ontology annotation, biological process: autophagosome assembly; C-terminal protein lipidation; autophagy of mitochondrion. The record is from RefSeq and is a predicted model, not a curated record. NCBI's taxonomy places the organism in Eukaryota, Metazoa, Chordata, Mammalia, Rodentia, Octodontidae. The transcript is spliced from 19 exons.